This is a messenger RNA of Trichomycterus rosablanca, 1383 nucleotides long. RefSeq names its product VRK serine/threonine kinase 2 (gene vrk2). NCBI's taxonomy places the organism in Eukaryota, Metazoa, Chordata, Actinopteri, Siluriformes, Trichomycteridae. The transcript has 12 exons. Gene Ontology annotation, molecular function: protein serine/threonine kinase activity; ATP binding. Gene Ontology annotation, biological process: peptidyl-serine phosphorylation; signal transduction. Bases 67 to 1371 code for a protein of 434 amino acids. The record is from RefSeq and is a predicted model, not a curated record. Gene Ontology annotation, cellular component: nucleus; cytoplasm.
AAACAAGAGUAUGUACCAGUGUUAUACUUUUUAUACACUAUAAUUACACAUAUAGCUCUCUAAAUAAUGGCACCAAAGAGAAAACCAUUACCACGUCCACUCCCCAACCACAUGAUUCUGACUGACACAGGGAAGAGAAAGUGGCGUCUGGGCAGAAUGAUUGGACAAGGUGGCUUCGGACUCAUUUACCUGGCUUCAGAUGAUGUGGAUAGAUCUGUGACAGAGGAUGCUGAUUUUGUGAUUAAAGUUGAAUAUCUUGAAAAUGGACCAUUGUUCUCGGAGCUAAAGUUUUACCAAAGAGCGGCAAAGCCAGAAAGUAUCAGCAAAUGGAAAAGAUCCAAAAAGGUUCAUUUUUUGGGGAUCCCAACCUAUUGGGGCUCUGGACUCUCAGAACAUAAUGGAACAAGAUACAGAUUCAUGGUGAUGGAUCGGCUGGGGACAGACCUGCAAAAGGUUUUUGUGGAAAUUGGUGAACAGAUGAAGAAGCAGACAGUGUUGCAGUUGGGUUACCUCAUGGUGGAUGUGCUGGAAUAUAUUCAUGACAAUGAGUACGUCCACGCUGACAUUAAGGCUGCCAAUCUCUUACUGGGCCACAGAGACCCCGACAAGGUGUACCUGGCUGACUAUGGUCUCUCAUACAGAUACAGUCCUAAUGGAGAGCACAAAGAAUACAGCGAGAACCCAAAAAAGGGACACAAUGGCACUAUUGAGUAUACAAGCAUUGAUGCACACAAAGGCGUAGCCCCAUCCAGACGAGGGGACCUGGAGGUCCUGGGCUACUGCCUGCUUCACUGGCAGAGUGGAACACUACCCUGGCUCUCAGUGCUCAGGAAUCCAACUCAGGUCCAAGAGGCCAAGGCCAAGCUCAUGGACAACCUACCAGACUCGGUCACCCAAAUGUCUCCCUCUCUAGCGGAGGUAGCUCAGUUCCUGCUCAUCGUUAGGACUUUGGACUACAAAGAAAAGCCUGACUAUGAUGCUCUAAAGAAGGUGCUGUCAGAUGCCAGGCCCCGAGGCCCACUGGACCUCACCAGACCAAGUGCAGGGGAGUCAGCCAGGCUGGCCGUGAACAGGAACUCGGGUCAGGCAUGGCCAUCAGCGAGAUCAGUUCCUGUGACUGAGGAUGAAGAUAAAGGCUUUGCAAAAACGGGCUGCGGAACGAGAGGGAAGUCAAAAGCACAAGAGCAAAAACCACAUAAGAGUAAUUUAGCAGCUAACACACGUGCAAGAACUAGGCCUGUGGUCCAUUACUGUGAAGAUGAUGAGGAUGAAGAUGAGGAUGUUAACGAGGAUGUUAACCCCUUGCCUCCAAGAGUCCAUCCCAAAACACGAGAGGGCCAAAAACGGAGGCAGAGACGUGAACAAGUAUGAAAAUAAGUUUUA